GGCGCGGGGGGAUGGCGUGGCCGCCAUGGCGCUGCUGGGCCGCUUGGGAGCCCUCCUGCAGCGGGCCGUGGAGGCGGAGGAGCCGCGCCUCGACCUCCCGGCCGCCUUCACGGAGCACUGGAAGGGCGUCACCCAGUAUUACCUGGAGGCCUCCGACGAAAGGAAGCCGGCCAAGCAGACGGACAUUCCCUGGCGCUUGAAGCAGAUGCUGGACAUCCUGGUCUACGAGGAGAAGCAGCAGCUGGAAGGGGAGACGGGCCCCUGCCUGGAGUACUUGCUGCAGCACAAGAUCCUGGAGACGCUCAGCACGCUGGGGAAGGCGGAGUAUCCUCCGGGAAUGAGGUCCCAGGUGCUUCUCUUUUUCAGUCGCCUGCUGGGGCAGAUGCAGAGUCCUCUCAUGCAUUACUUCAAUGUUUACCGGCCUGUUCAGAAACUUAUUCAGCUUCAGGGUGAUGCUUUGGGCCCUGAGCCCGAGAAGGAAAUGCUACAGUUUAUUGCUGUUCUGUGUACCAAAGUCAGUCAAGAACCUGCUCUACUGCCAUAUGUCCUAGAGGGCCGGGAUGUUGGUUCGCUGGGAUUGGCAGCUAAGCCAAGCACGAGCUCUGGCCAGUCCCUGCCCUCUUCUGGAGACCAGGGCAGAGGGCUGAGUCCAGAGAAACCACUCGGAAGGGACUCGGCUGCUUCCGUGCUGAAUUUGGUGACUUCUCUAAUUGGCUUAUGUCAGAGCAAGAACCAGAAGGUUGGGCUAAAAGCCCGAGAGAAUCUGCUGCUCCUUACCAGUGUGGACCAUCCAACCGCUGCCCAGGCUUUGGCCCAAGACAGCCUGCUGUGCCUUCUGCUAUCCGACCAUCUCUGCUCCCUGUACGAUGCCAUCCCUGGUACCAUCAACCCUGCGGAUAUUGCUACGUUUCCACCCGUCCAGUGGAGGCUUCAGAGCGACACCUCGGCGGAGGAGAGCUCCUUCCCAGGAAAGCCCAGCCUGGAGGCUUUCUUUGGCUGGCUGGAUUUUUGUGACUGUCUCUUGAAACAGGCUCAUCCCGUUAUCAGAGACGCCCUGAGCACGACUCUGGGACGGAGGCUCUUCCUGGAAACCUUGCGGCCUCAACUCUUGCAAGCGUCGGACUCUGGGAUUCUCUUUUCAGUCGCCAUCCUGACAGGCCUGGUGAGAGGGAUCCGUGCUCCUGCCCUCCUGCAGCAGCUGGUUGGGUUUCUGCUGGGAGCAGGAAUGGAUCCCGGCGGCCCCAGCGCUUCAGCCGGCCGGCAACAGAGCCUCUGCUCCCAGCUGAUUGAGAACUGCAGCCACCUGUCUGAUGAGGUCAGCGUGGCCACGCUGCGGUUGUUUGAGGCGCUGGUUUGGCUCCCUGACCAGCGCAUCUUGCAGAGCCUGGUGCUGCGCCAUCUGGAGGAGCGCAGCUAUGCCCUGAGAAGCCCCCAGGAGGACCCUGCCGUCCCGGAGCAAGAGUUUUGUGAAGAGGGGCUGGAGCUGGAGGAAGAUCCUUACUUUGCAGAUGGACUCGCAGAAGCUGUGCUCCAGAGGCCAAGCAGAGCAGCCCCUCCUCUGGCUCCAGAGGAAGGGCCUGGCCGGCCAGAGGGGCCUGUGGAUGUGAAGGAGGCGGUCAGCAGCUUCCUUUGCCUGGUACCCAGUGAAGUGAAGACCUCCCCGUAUCUGGAGGAGGCAGGAUAUGACACUUACGUCCAUGAUGCUGAAGUACUGUUUCAAGAAUGCUGUGCGAAAGUUGCGCACUGGACAUGGCCCCAGGUCCAGCCGCCCCAGAAGACCAGCCCCACGGGACCCCAGUUUUACGAGGGCCGUUUCCUGCAGGUGCUCUUGGAUCGGCUGGCCCAGAUCUUACACCAGCCCUACGCAGUGAACCUGCAGGUGACGUCGAUGCUCUCUCGCUUGGCCCUCUUCCCUCACCCUCACCUCCACGAGUACCUCCUGGACCCCUACCUCCCAUUGGCCCCUGGCUGCAGGACCCUCUUCUCAGUGCUGAUUAGGGUGAUUGGCAGCCUGAUGCACACGGCUCAUCGGAUCCCAGACUUCUCCGCCAACUUGCUGCUGGUCCGGAGGAAGCUGACAGGGCUGGCGUCAGAGGAGCACCCGAUCAGCCACCAGAUGCUCUUGGAGGGGGUGAUUGUGCUGGAGGAAUUUUGCAAAGAGCUGGCCGCCAUCGUCUUCGUCAAGUCUGCCCUCCAGGGGCCUCCCGGGCAGAGCCAGCCACGCCCCCCUUCGCCCAGCUGAAAGCUCCCCAUGGGCUCCCUGCCUCUUCCCGGAGGCCUUCGGCGGUUGAGGGCAGCACCGUUGCUGACUUCCUGGGGGGAGAGAAAAGCAGCCGCUGGUUCUUGGCAUAAAAGUGGCUCCACAUAAGGAGAGACGGUUGGGAUGAGAAGCGGCGGGUUGCUUCGUCAGCUCCCGCACAGUGUCCUCACCGGCCUUCCUGGAUUAGGCUGGGACUUCGCUGCCGGCCUUCUGGUGCUUUGGCCAGCUCCGGCCUUGUCCUCUUUCCAGAGGUCGUCUUGGCAUCUUCCUCGAGAACAGAGAGCUCCAGAUAAAACCUCUGGGUUUGACGUCUUCUA
Notechis scutatus (mainland tiger snake) is the source of this 2577-nucleotide messenger RNA. It is a transcript of the gene FHIP2B, whose product is annotated as FHF complex subunit HOOK interacting protein 2B. The record is from RefSeq and is a predicted model, not a curated record. NCBI's taxonomy places the organism in Eukaryota, Metazoa, Chordata, Lepidosauria, Squamata, Elapidae.